CUUAAUUAAUCCUAUAAGAACGUUUUAUAUAUAUAUUUAUUAUAUUUAAAACAUAAGAAAAAACAACAACAACAAAAAGAAAAAACACAAGGAGAACAACAACAACAACACAUUUUGUUUUGUCGUAAAAAAAUAAGUUUGUAAAAGUUUUAUUUUUUUAAAUUAAUUGUAUUAUCGAUAUUAAUGAGCAACAUGCGUCAAAAGGAUUUACGCCCCGCACCUGCUCUUAUUGAGUUUAAGGGAAUGAAGUUCCUAAUCACUGAUCGGCCAUCAGAUGUAACCAUACAUCAUUAUAUAAUGGAAUUAAAGAAAAAUAAUGUUAACACUGUGGUACGUGUAUGCGAGCCCAGUUAUAAUACUGAAGAAUUAGAAGCACAAGGCAUCACCGUUAAAGAUUUAGCAUUCGAAGAUGGUACUUUCCCGCCGCAGAAUGUUGUUGACGAAUGGUUUGAGAUUUUAAAGCAAAAUUUUAGUAAGAAAAAGUCCUCUACCUCUAGAGCCUCCUUUAUGAAAAACAAACGUUUUUCUUUGAGACAUAAUAAUUCUCAUAAAACAGCAGAUACAAUCAACAACACCAACACUUGUAAUAAUACUACUACCAAUAAUACCACUUCUACUACUACUACUACCACUACUGCAAUUGGUACCAGUCUUAGUACUACUAAUAAUAAUAUUACCAACAACACCAAUACUACUCCCCCUAUCACUACUUCAACUUCUACCAUACAUUAUAUACAAAAUAGAAAUCAAAUUAUUAGCAGUACUAGACAUACUACUGAUGAUCAUGAUGAUGAUAAAAAUACCACUUGUAGGUAAGGUUCUUUUCUCAGUUGGUUCAAAU
Molecule: messenger RNA, 841 nt
Organism: Lucilia sericata (common green bottle fly)
Lineage: Eukaryota; Metazoa; Arthropoda; Insecta; Diptera; Calliphoridae
Gene: PRL-1
Product: probable serine/threonine-protein kinase ndrD
Exons: 3
Coding region: 184-816 (210 amino acids)
Cellular component (GO): nucleus
Source: RefSeq, a predicted model, not a curated record